AUGGCCGAUACUGCAGCUUCGGGGGCCCCCCCCCAGGGGGCCCCUCAGGGGGCCCCCCAAAGGGCUUCUCAAGGGGCCCCCCAAGGGGGCCCCCAGGGGGCCCCCCAGGGGCCCCCCGGCCCUUCUGCAGCGGUCACAAUCAACGUGAUCGGGGGCCCCCCAGAGGGUACUGCUUUGGGGGGCCCCCCGGGGGCCCCCCUGGGGGCCCCCCCGGAGGCCCCGGGGGGCCCCCCCGGGGGCCCCCAGGAGGGGGGGCCCCCCGGGGGGCCCCCCGGGGGCCCCCCAGAUACCCACGAAAGGUACUUGAAGACUCUUAAGAAACUUUUGGGACUUCGAAAAAUGAAAUUUGGACUUGAAGAAAUGAUGAAAGUGGCAGAGGCCUUGGGAAACCCUCAAGAUAAAUUCAAUGUGGUGCAUGUUGGCGGAUUUGAUGUACCUCUUCAGGGACAAACGGCAAGGGAAGCGUUUGCACCAAAGUGGCUGCUUGCCUGA
Messenger RNA from Eimeria necatrix, 492 nucleotides. RefSeq lists its product as hypothetical. NCBI's taxonomy places the organism in Eukaryota, Apicomplexa, Conoidasida, Eucoccidiorida, Eimeriidae. Gene Ontology annotation, biological process: biosynthetic process. Gene Ontology annotation, molecular function: ATP binding. The record is from RefSeq and is a predicted model, not a curated record. Bases 1 to 492 code for a protein of 163 amino acids. The transcript is spliced from 2 exons.